This is a messenger RNA of Anopheles merus, 990 nucleotides long. RefSeq names its product endochitinase-like. The transcript has 2 exons. Gene Ontology annotation, cellular component: extracellular region. Gene Ontology annotation, molecular function: chitin binding; chitinase activity. The record is from RefSeq and is a predicted model, not a curated record. Gene Ontology annotation, biological process: carbohydrate metabolic process; chitin catabolic process. Lineage: Eukaryota; Metazoa; Arthropoda; Insecta; Diptera; Culicidae. The coding region runs from base 1 to 990 and encodes 329 amino acids.
AUGACAGACAUACCAGUGUCACUGUGCACCCACGUCGUCUACGAUCGUUUGGCAAUUGAUUUGUAUUCUAAAGUCACUCCGUACUUUACUCUCACCAAUCCCGACGCCGAUGAGCCGUUGGAUGAAUUUGAAAAGUUUUCCGCACUAAAGCGAACCAACCCGCAGUUGAAGUUGAUCAUUUGUCUGCGCAGUAUAUUUAUUGCUCAAGUCGCGUCGGAACCAGACCAAAGAAGAGCUCUUAUAGAAAGCCUCAUCCAGUUCAUGUCAACGUAUAAUUUGGAUGGUGUUGAACUGUUUUGGGCUGAUGAAAGGUUCAAAUCUGAGGAAUCGCUCUACCAGUUGCUAGAGGAGGUUAAGAGCGGCUUCCGGGCAGCCGGCCAUCCGACGUGGGAAGUGACCAUACUCAUUGAUAUCGACCAUCGCGGUCUCGAUCAUGCACGGUUGUGUGCGGGCGAGCGUAAUCCAAAAUAUCACAACAAAAAUACGAAACCAUCCGCCAACACAUUGAUCAAUAUAGAUGGCAAGACAAAUUUUACUCUGGAUGGUGCCCUGCAGUACUGGAUCGAUAAAGGCUGUCCUGCUCAAAAGAUCGUACUUGGGGUGGCGUUUAUAGCACAAGUCUUCAAAUUGGAGAAACCGAUUUUUAGACCAAACUUUUAUGUUAAAGACUUAAGAACAUUCUGCACCCUAACGGAGGAUAGACCGUUUUGCUCUUACAUAGAGCUGUGUCGGUCGUUUAAUGAAGGCGAUUGGACGAUGGGCUGGGACGAUACGGCAGGGCUGGCACCGCACGCGUUCAGUUCCAGUUGGUGGAUAGCUUACGAGAAUGAGGCUUCAGUUGGCCGGAAGGGCGAGAUCGCGCGAGAGAAAGGUUUGGCCGGGGUGUAUGCUGUCACGCUGGACAUGGACGACUAUCGGGGCAAGUGUGGGACCGUAUACCCGUUGAUGAAUUCAUUGAGCGGUUCAUUUAGCAAGAAGGCAAAGAAUUAA